Messenger RNA from Entelurus aequoreus (snake pipefish), 11485 nucleotides. RefSeq names its product KICSTOR complex protein SZT2-like. Lineage: Eukaryota; Metazoa; Chordata; Actinopteri; Syngnathiformes; Syngnathidae. Gene Ontology annotation, cellular component: peroxisome. Bases 110 to 11110 code for a protein of 3666 amino acids. The record is from RefSeq and is a predicted model, not a curated record. The transcript has 75 exons.
GCUACAUGACCAACAAGACGAUUAAGACUCGUCAUUUCGGACCAAAUCCAUUCCAAGUGUGCUUUUUAAGGGCCGACAACAUCCCUGCAGCCCUUAUGAGACGCAAGGCAUGGCGGAGAGACAGGACCAUGAGGUGGAGGAGGCCGACCACAUCUACCUGCUGAUGAAGGAGGAGUACCGCAUCUCCAGGAACGUGCGUCUGGCCUGGUUCCUGGGUAAACUCAACCAAGUCAUCUGGCCCGCCUCCAAGCCUGAGCUGCUGAACUCCGACAACGAGUUGGACCUGCUGAGCAUUUUACCAAAAGGAUGGCAGCAAGACUCCCCCGGCGCCACGCGGCCCUCCAUGCUGAUGCCCUCCACCCGGGCCACCUUCCUGGCCCGCAGGUACCGCUUCAUCAUCGAGCUGGACCUCAGCCCCUCCACAGGGAUCGUGGACGACAGCACAGGGGAGAUGAUUUUCGACGAGGUUUUUCACGCCUUGUCGCGAUGUCUGGCCGGCCUGGCUCAGCCCUUCAAGGUCCCCGGAACACAUCAGCUCUUCAAGCCAAAGAUCUUCAUCACCAUCCUGGUGUAUUCCUCCAUUUUUGGCCUCGCCUCCCAUCAGGUUUUGGUGCAGGGCUGUCAGCUGGACCGGACGGACCUUGGCGAGUUCCUGCACUACAUCUACCAGCAGCUGAAAGCGGUGGAGAGCAACAUUGCAGACGCCCUCAAUCAGCAGCCUGAGAGCAGCGAGUCGGGCCAAAGCGCAGGUCUUCAGAGCAACAACCUGGACGAGCAGCCUCAAAGGCGGCAGGGCGUCUCCAUGGUGUCAGCAGACAUGGGACUGGUUAGCAUGGUGCGUCAAGGCAUCCUGGCCCUGCAGCUGCUGCCCCCCAACUCCAGUGCAGGCAUCAUCAUCAUCACAGACGGCGUGAUGAGCGUCCCCGAUGUCGUCGUGUGCGAGACGCUUCUGAACCAGCUGCGGAGUGGAACCAUCACCUGCUCCUUUGUGCAGGUGGGCGGGGCCUACUCCUACGACUGCAGCUUUGGCUACAUCCCCAACGUGGAGCUCAUGAAGUUCAUCUCGCUGGCCACCUUUGGCUCCUACCUCCCCAGCUGUCCUCAACCGGGCCGGGACUGCCAGGAGAUGAACGCCUACCACAAGGCCUUCCUGACCUACUCCUUCCUCAAGACCCCCGAGUCCAUGAACUCCGAGUCCUUCUGCGUUUCCCAGCACAAGCUGUUCAACGAGCACCUGGUGUCCGCCAGCGGAAACCCGGCGCUGGUCAUGAGGAGGAAGAAGCACACGGAGAAGGAAGUCCACGCUCAUUUGAUCAGCGUGGUGUCGGUGCGGCUGAGGGAGGGCUACACCAUCCGGGAGAUCAGCCUCACGAAAGGCGGCGCCCAGCUGGAGGUGAAGCUGGUGCUGCUGUGGAAACACAACAUGCACAUCGAGUACUUGGCGGCCGCCUCCUGGCCGCUGGACCCCGGCAAGCGCACCACCCGCGUGGAGGUCACCAUGGAGGGCAGCUACGACAUCCUGCACGACAUCAGCUGCACGCAGAGGAAGCCCAUCACCAGUCCGUACCGCACCUCCGUCAUCCGCCGCUUCUGGAACACGCUGCAGAGCAUCAACCAAACGGAUCAGAUGUUGGUGCACCUGCAGUCCUUCAACUCCAUACCUGAGAACUACACCAUUCCGGAGAGCACCAAAAAUGGAGUUCCUCUCUUCUACAUCCCGCCUGGCUCGACGACUCCGGUUCUGUCUCUGCAGCACAGCGGCUCCAAGGACUCCUCCCAGUCCCAGUUCGCCUCCUACUGGAAGCCCAUCCUCUCCAUGGAUGCCAACUUCUGGCAGAGGUGGCUGCACAUGCAUCGCAUCGCCAUCGUCCUGGAGCACGACCUGCCGGUGCCCAAACACCUGCACACAGCUGGAAACAACGGCCGCUACAGCACCAUCCAGUGUCGCAUCUCCCACUCGGCGCUCACGUCUCUGUUGAGGGACUGGAGCAGCUUUGUGCUGGUGGAGGGAUACUCUUACGUCAAACUUAUUUACAGUUCACCUGAGCAGCCCCCCACCUCCUUCUAUCUGGUCCGGCUCAUCUCCAAGACGCCCUGCAUGGUGCUGAGACUGGGCUUCCCUAUCGGGACACCGGCACAUGUUCGGAACAAGGGAUUGUACUGCAAGCUGCCGUAUUGUGUCUCCUGCCAGAUUGUGGACGAGCUCAGAGAGCAGAUCCUCAAGCUGCGCUUCCCGCAUCGCGUUCAAAACAAAGAGGCCACGCCCAAGACCAAGAGGAAGGCCGCGGGGCACCCAUCGCCGUCCAAGUCGCCCUCGCUCUCCGCUCCCAAGCAGGCGCUGUCAGACCGCCCGUGUGUGGUGGUAGUCAACAAGCCCCUGGAGAAGCUGCUCAUUCGGUACGAGAAGCUGCCGCUGGACUUCAGGAUCCCCUUCAUUCUCAGCAUGGAGAACUCGGUGCAGCCCUCCAGCACCGCGGGACCCCUCUACGUGGCGGCCAACCGGACCGCCUCGUCCACGCUGGCCUCGCUGUCUCGCUACUUCCUGCACCGGCGCUGGGUGUGGGCGGUGCAGAGCGGCCAGGGUCCUGCUGUGGCCAUGCAAGCGGUCGCCCACAUCCUGUCCAUGCUCUCAGAGAUCCGCUUGUCUGAGGGCUUUCACUUCGCUGCCAGUGGAGACGGCAUCGUCAACAUGGUCAUCGAGUUGCCGAUGAAGGUCAUGUCAGCCGACUGUGACCGAGAGAGUCACUCUUGCAUCGUUCAGUACAUCCUCUUCCCUCCUCACGCCACCUCCACCAAGGACAGCUUCUCCACCGACGACGACAACGACACAGAGGUGGAGGCGGUGGACGUGGACGUGGAGCUGAACCUGGUGACGGAGUGCUGGGUGGAGCCUCAGAGCGGCACCGUGACCAACUGCUCCGAGCAGCACCGCCACCUGCAGGGCCUCCGCUACCAGGAAGUGCCUCAAGCGAUCUUCCCCAGAGAUUUAGCAUGCAUGUCCACCAUGAUGACCUUCGAGUAUCUGAGCCAGUUGUGUCAGAACAAGGACCAGGCGUGGGCUUUGCCAGCUGGACUCAAGGACCUGAGAGGAGAACCUCCAGCGUCAGAGGAGAGCAUUCACACGGUGCCUUUCCAGUUUGAUCUCAUCCAGCUGCUCCCCAAGUGUCAGCAGGUGGAGCUCUUCUUCCUCACGUUCGGCACAGAAGUGGAGCUGGAGGAGCACCUCGGCAGCGCCCCCUGCCUGCCCAACGAGCUGCUCCUCAGCCUCUUCCACAGCAGCCUGGAGCAGGAGCUCAGCGACCGGGAGAUCCCCGUUGCCGACGGCGACCACGCCGCCUUCAUGCACCACAUCCUGGAGCGAGAGCGCGACGGCCACUCUGCUCCUUUCGCCCUUCCUGUCAUCAAAGAAGAGUUUGUGAAGCUUCCUGACAGACAGGAAGUGAUGUCGGCCUUCCACACCCCUGGCAGCAGUCGAGAGAUGAUGGGAUCCACCAGCACUUUACAGAGUUUCACCAACGCAGACCUGGCGGACGAGGAGCCUCCGCUGGGGGGGAGGGACUGCUCGGCGCCCCAGUGGAGGUGCUACGCCAAGCACGUCAGCUCCCAGCAGAUCCUGCUCACCUUCCUGCCGGCCACCUUCACAGAUGUCCUGAUGCUGAUGUCGUCGCUGUUGGAAGUUGACCCUUUGAGUAACGUCAGCACGCAGGACGAGGACACUCUGACGCCCAGCAACAAGUCACAGGCGGACUCGCUGUCGGGUUCCACCGAGUCCAGCUUCGGUCUGGCCAUUAAGUUGAGAAGGAGCUCCAGCAGCGGUCACUUCAGCGCCAGGUCGCCGCUGCUCUCCCCGCGCUCCGAGGGCCAGCCUGGGCCCGCUGACUCUCUGGUCCUGGACCGCGAGAGCUGGGAUUGCCGGGUGUUGGAAACCCAGCCUGGAACGCCGAGCUCAGAUCUGGGGGAAAAAGUUCAUUUCACAGAACCGCAGAGGUCGGACCUGCACAGCAGCUUCAGCCGGCAGCUGUCCCAGCAGAGCGGCAGCCAGUUGAAGUGUCCCGUCUACGUGUACAACUGCUGCCUGGAGCUCCUGAAGGAGCAGCUGGUCCACCCCGGCGCCAACCGCCUGCCGAGAGACGUCUUCUUCAGACCUCAAGAGGCUCAGUUCUGGCAGAUGUCUCAGCAGAUGAAGUUCAGGUCCCUGUCUCAGGACCGCAGCAGUCCGUCGCCUUGGACGGACCUCCUGGCGCAGCCUCACAAACACAAGGAGCUGGCCCACCACUGCAGUCUGCUGCAGGAGCAUUACCAGCAGAGCUUCGCCAGAGGAGUCUACCGGAGCCUGCAGCAGUCCUACAGCAUCAGCUCCCAAGACGUCCUGAUGGCCAUGGACUACUGCGAAGAAUCCCUGCAGGAGAUGGACAUCACCUCUUUCCUGCAGACCCUCUGCGGACACAUCAGGGUCUUCAGGGAGAACGGCCGGUCUCCGCCGCAACAUCCCAAACCCACGGAGAGGUCUGCUACCUUCACCAUCGGAGAGGUGGAGGAGGAAAAACCCGAUGUCAAGUCUGCUGUGGCCUCCAUGUCCAGUUUUGAGAUGGAAGAUGCCAGUGAAGUUGAACCAGCUCCUGUAACCAAGACGUCCAGGCUCCCAGUGUUCCCCCUGGAGAUGCUCCAGACGCAUCCCACCUGUGAUAUGUGUCCGGGAGUGCACAAAAUCAUCCAGGAAAAAUUUGUGGGGAUCGUAUCCCACUACUUCAAACCUGUGCCUUCCAAUCCACAUUACUUCUUCUACUGCCCGCCGUCUUCCAAGAGAGAGGAAGACUCUGAGGACGGUGAAAUGGAGGCGAGGCCCAGCGAGGAUCUGCUGUCGGAGGCGGAGCCAGCUACAGAGGAUGAAAUGACAUCCGGCGGCGGCGUCACGACCGAGAGCGACAACGACCUGGUGGUGGAGUACGAGGACCACCGUGGCACCAGGACCCACGCGGGCUCCGAGAGCCGGUCCCGCUCUGACUCCAACACCGUCAACCAGGACCAGGACUCCUUCAGCAUCCUGGACGGAGACUCCCUGCUGGAGGCGGAGGGGCCGAUGUUUGACCUGCCGCCGCUCUUCCUGCACAUCACCUGCUCAGUCAACGCCAAGAGCUGCCAUGGCUCCACCCCCAUUUGCACACUGCCCACCUGCCUUGGCGAGAUCAUUUCCUGCCUGGACGACGUGGAGGCCUUAGAGUCCGUGGACCUGAACGAGCUGUCGGUCACCUUGGACAUCUUCGUCCUGACCCUUCCCCUGGAGAUCGAAGUGAUGUCCGACUUCCAUCACAACAGGUACACCUCGGAGAGCAGCGUGUCGCUGAACCGCUCCCCGGGACAGCCGUCGUCUUAUCGGUCCGACGAGGAGCUGACCGCCGUGAUGGACGGCCUCAGGGGGGCCGACAUGGACCUGGUCUGUGGUGAACCUUUAGCCAAGCUGCCGCUUCCUCACAAGCACGCAAUCGAGGCCACAAUGGACGAGAUCCGUUGGCUGCUGGAGGAUGAGAUCGUGUCCUCCCUGCGUCGCUCUCGCACCAUCAGCCUGGCCACGCUGCACAAAGUGGCGGAGCACGUGGUGAUGUCAGUGGGCCGCCCUCACUGUCACGGUGAAGAUGUCCCCCUUCAGUUUGUCUUCCGGCCGGAGCAGUCGCUGGACAAGUUUAAAGAGGAGUUCCGUCGGAUGCCGCUCUCGGGCUACGUGCUCAACAGUGAACAGGACAGCUUCUACUACGUGUCUCUGAGCCGGCUGCACCCUCAGAGGAUCCACGCCGAUGAGAGGCUGACCGAGAGCGCCGCCGCCCCCCUGAAGCAGGCCGCCUCCAACGGCGUGCCGCCCCAGGAGGAGUCCGCCUUGGCGGCCGAAGGGGAAGACGAGGAGGAUCCGACUGCGGAGCUUGGCGAGAAGGACGGCCCCUCGAAGGCGGACGCCGACAACAACGGCCCGGCGGCAGACAAAUGUCAGUCCAACAACGUCCUGCUCCUGAACGAGCGCUGCCCCGAGGCGACCUCUCCGACCAAGACCCCCUCCAGCGUCAGCCUGGCCGAGUCGGUGCAGUCCGUCUCUCACAGCUGCGGCAAGCUCCGGCCCUGUCGAGUCCAGAGUGUUGUUUCCAGCCAAGGAAGUUUGGACUCCGACAUGCAGGGCUACGAUGGGGGCAGCAGUGACUCCGAGUGCGAGAGUCCCACCCUGGACGACCAGGAGAGUCGCACGCAUCUGAUGCCGGACUUCUGGCUCAUCGUGAAGAUCCACCAAGACCGAGUCAAGGUCUACUCCCACUCCAGGAGUCUCAGUGAAGAAAAGGAGCCCAGCGCCAAAGAGAUGGAGACCAGGGAAGACCAGCAGGAGCUGCCCGAAUAUUUAAAACUGCACCAUUUGGUAGUGAGGAAGAUCGGGGAACUCUGUCGAAUAGUCAAUCAGCGCAUGCUGCUGCAGGACCUGCAUGACAGCCACGUGUGCAACUCCCUGCUGGUUGCCGAGAGCGAGGAGGACAUCUGGAAGAACGAAUCUCUGUACAGGCAGAGACGCAACGCCUCCGACGAUUUCCACCCAGAGGAGAGCUACCAGGCCAGAGACUACCUGGCUGCCACCAUGCAGUUCAUACCGGGACAUUUUGCCUGCGAUGUGGUGUGGCGCACCAUCAUCCACAUCCACCCACGCCUCAAGAUGGGCCCCAACAUGGGGGUCUCCAGAGCCAUCCAGGCGCUGCGCUCUGUGCUCAACUCCUUCUGCGUGGGCAACAGGACCAACAUGUUUGUCUACCAGGAGCGCACCACCAAAGCCGUCUUCUACCUCAGACUUUACGAGACGUCUCUGGCAGGGAAGUACUCCGACAUGGACGGAGGCCUCCAGGUGAAUCGCUCCAUCGGCCUGGCAAGGAGUCAGGAGCCGCUGUUCUCCGAGGACCUCAUGGGCUCCAGGUCGUCUCUGGAAGGUUCUCGCCCAGUGGGACAGGUGGACAAGCACAUCCUGCUGCUGGUGCACGGCGUGGGCAACGCCGGCCCGGAGAUCACGGACGAGCUGGUGAAGGUCCUGCGUAGACGUCUGGACGAGACCACGUUGGACCUCAUCACCGUGAUGCUGGUCAGGAACUGCAAGCUGACGCCGGCUGACGUGGAGUUCAUCCAACCGUCGGGUUCUCCCGCCACCGAGGUCAUGACCUUUGGCCUGCCUCACUUCUGUGUUCCCUGGCUGUCCGCCGUGGCCCACUACCUCCGGCAGAACCUGCUCAUCUUCCUGCACGUGCCCAAGUACACGGACAGCAACACGGCGCACCACUUCAAGCACUGCUUUCAUUCCGGCGCCGACGCGGCAGACGGCGACAUCUACCUCUACAACAAGCCGGGGGGUCAGGGGACCGGAGGCAAAGGUAUCGCCUGCAUCACGCUGACAUUUGUGGAUGCCAGCGGGCGACCCCUUCAAGUUCCAGCUCUGGACUCUGGCACCCUGCCCAGAUCUGACCACUGCUCCGUUCCUUUUCAUCCCGACAUGUUUGACCAGUUGACCACGGUGCUGAAGGUGGACGGCAGUCGCAGUCAAGAACCGCACCUGUUGGUACGCUUCGACGUCUGGGAGCAGGGCAACGUCAGCCCCUCGCAGUUGGCCGACAAACUGCAGGGGGCGCUGCGCCACGCCCUGUGCGACGCCGUCAUGGAGCUGAGGGUCCUGCCCAACCCGCUCUGCCUGCCGUGCCCUGCAGCCAAAGCCCACAAGGAAGAGGUCAAAGGCCUGUCGAGUCCGGCUGAGGUGAAGGAGGUCAAGGACAGUCCCAGACAACGUAGCGGGUCGCGGGUCUUUAAAAGCAGCCCCUCCCCCAUCACCUUGACGCAAAGCGGCGCCAUGACGGGGCCCGGCACGCCCGAGUCCACCACCCCCACCGGGAAGAGCACGCGCCGCAGCUUCUGGGACAUCCUGAGUAAGCCCGACUCUUCGGAGUUGGGAAGCCCGAAGACGACCGACGACAUCGUGCAAGAGAGAGGAGAGGAGGGACGCGUGGCCCGGCGGAGGCACAAGACGGAGAGCGUGAAGCGACAGUGGACCCAGGAGGGAGUCAGCGAGCUGGAUCACCCUAUGAGGAGGCAGGCGUGCCAGCUGGAGGAGGGCGACGCCGGCGCCCUGCAUCCCGUCUACCAGCUCACCUCCCAGCCGUGGAUCGCCUUCAUGGCCGAGCUGGGCUGCCCCUCCAUUCAGCAAUGCACGGCCCAGAUCGCCUCCCACUUCCUGCUGCCGUCCAUCCUGGCCGAGUUGGUGGGUCUGGUCGGCUCCCUGGCCAGCGACACCAGUGUCAAGAUCUUUGCCAAGACAAGCUGCCCAGCUACUGGAGACAUCUUUGUGCCUUCCACGCUGCUCCAAAACCUCUGGCAGCGUCCUGAGGCUUCCAGGAGCUUCAUUCUGGUGGGGAGAAACUUCCACCAGUGGCACUGCAGCACAGAGCAAGACGACAGUUCCGAGGAGGAAAGCGCGUUCACACCUCACAAGGGCUUCCAGCGCUUCGAGGCCUCGGAGCAGCCGGGCGACAGCUCCACCGGGUCAGCGGCGCCCCGACAGAGGUUCCUGCUCAUCAGCAUCCAGGACAAAAAGGUGACGCUGUACAGCUACAACUGGUCGGCGGAGCUGGGCGCCUCCCUGAGCGGCGAGCUGGUCCGACUGGUGAAGUGGCAGAACGCCAGGGCCCACGUGGUCCACUGCCUGCUCAGCCAGAAGAUGGGCCUCUUCCACCACCACUGCUUCUCCGACGCGCCGCUGCACCACGUGGACUCCAAGCGGGAUCCCAACCCUUUCCUGGGGCCGGCCAUGGAGCCCGACACGCUGCUCCGGAGUCCGGUUCCUCCGCGGCUCAGCAAGGAGCAAGGCAGGCUGUCGGGAUCGGGCCGAAGUCUCGCUCCUCUCCACUUCCCCUCCGAGCUGCUGCCCUUCGACGAGGCUCUGAGGGACGUCUGCACCAUCCGACCCCUGAUGGAGGGCGACGCUGUGGCCCGACAUGGCGGACAACUCCUGGAGAUCAAAGUGGCUGAGAGGAGAGAACUGGAGAAGCAGAUGAAGAUCGAGAACCUGUUUGUGACGUGGCAGCAGAGGUCCGCUCAGUCCAACAUGCCCAUCGCACUGGCAGACCUGGAGACCCUGAAGCAGUCCUCCAGGCUGGUCCACUACUGCGCCACGCCGCUCCUCUUUGACCCCGUCUUCCGCAAGCAGAUCCAGGAGGAACAAGCGGUGCCGCCGCCAGCCAAGAAGCGCCAUCGCUCCAGCGACUCCACGGCGUCGGGCCGCGACCGCAGCUACAGCGCCGACUCUGCCGACAUGCUGCCCGGCCGGCUGAAGCAGGAGCCGUGGCUGCUGGACAUCUCCAGCACCUUCCUGCAGCAGUACGUGCAGUACCUGCAGAGCAUGGGCUUCAUCCUGGUCCAGGUGCGCCCUCAGUCCCCGGCCCGCAGCAUCGCCCGGGCUCGUGCUGCCAUGCUGAACUCCAUGUCAUCAGAGGGCAGGAUGUCUUUUUCUUAUGUGAAGCAGAAGAGCGAGGACAGCCCCAAGACCACGGUGUCCGCCACCACCGCUUAUCACCUCCAGAGGGCGCUGCCAGGCGGAAUCGUGCUAAUAGAGCUGGCUUUUCAGGGCUGCUACUUCUGUGUCAAGCAGUACGCGCUGGAGUGUUCCCGCAUACCCAUGGGACAGUCGGUCAACUCGCAGGGCAGCAUCCUCGCCAAACCUCGUUGCAAGCCGUUCCCAGACGCCACCCCGGUAUCUGACUGUGCGCUCUCCAUGCUGUUCACGGAGGAGUGCGACAAGGUGCGGGACCUGAUGCACGUGCACUCCUUCAGCUACGACUUCCACCUGCGGGUGGUGCACCAGUACCUGCUGGGCUGCCACAUGACUCUGCGCCAGGGCUACCAGCUCACCGACUUCCUCAACGACUUCAUCUCGCAGCAUCCCGACAUCCCCAAGUUCGGGCGCAACCACGUCUUCCAAGGAUGCUUCUCCGUCCCCACGGGGAUGAUAACUGCCCACCAGCUCUACAACUACAUCACCGACCACGCCAGCGCCUACGGCAUGAAGCCCCUGCGCAUGUCCAAGGCCGCCGGCGCCGCCGACGCCAAGAAGGCGGCCGAGCUUCACGAGUACGCGCUGGUGGCGCUGUGGAACAGCUCCGGCUCUUACAAGGACCUGGAGGGUCUCCAUCAUCGCGACGUCUUCGACGUGUCCCUGGUGGUCUGUCACAACGCGGCGCCCUUCGAGGAGCAGUCGGACGGGGAGAGGCACGUGCUGAGGUUGCGCUUCUACGUGAUCAUGACCAGCCAGAGAGAGCUCUUUCCCCGACUCACAGCUGACAUGAGGCGCUUCAAGAAGCUCCCUCAGAUCCACCGUGAACCGGGCGAUGCGGGCGGCCGCCUACCCACGGACCGGGCGGACGCCUGCCUCGGUGGCGAGCAGGACCUCUGGGAGGACGAGGCGGCGGCGGCCACCUCCACGCCCAGCGACGGCAACGAGUUUUACCCGCUGGUGGGCGUGUCCGCCGAGCCUCAGGGGCUGCUGUACCCCUCGCCGCUGUUCCCCCUGCUCAACAACGAGGUGGCGGUGGCCCGCCGGCAGAUCCAGGCCAGCGUGGAGGAGGCCAUGGGUCACUGCCGCAGGGACAACCUGUGGAGGAGGCUCUUCCACGGCGAGCACCUGGCGCUGGACAAGCUCAAGCUGACCAAGCUGACCUUCAGCGAGCUGGAGGAGCUUCUGGAAUCCGUCCAGAGCCGCUCGGUGGGGGAGAUCGACCCCCAGCUGGACUGUUUCCUCAACAUGAGUCCCACCUGGUACCAAAGUCUCAUCAAGGUUCUGCUCAGCCGAUUCCCUCAAAGCUGCAGACAUUUUGACGACAGCGGAGUCCAGUAUCUGGCUGUUCUCAACCAGAAGUUCACCGACUGCUUCGUUCUGGUCUUUCUGGACUCCCAAGCUGGAAAAACUAGCUUGAAGGUGGUGCUACGAGAAGCUCUGCCCCCUCAGCCGCAGGACGGCAGCAGCCCGCCGGCCCUGCUGGUGUCCAUGUACCACCACCUGGAGUCGGUCAUCAACACGGCCUGCUACAACCUCUGGACCGGACUCUUGUGACGGACUGCCCUCUGAAGUGUUUUUAUUCAAGAUCUACACGGCCGACUCCUGGAACAUUUCAAUCGUUGGCUCGCUGUCCUGUGGGUCUGACAAGGUGCAGCUGACUUGUUUUGGACUCUCGCCCAAAAAGCCGAGUGACUGGAUGAGGUGUAAAAAGACUUUGGACUCGGUCUUCGGUUCCCACGCUCUGGAGAGACAAGACUCUGGUGAUGAAACGCAGCACUUUACCGACGGUGCGGGCCCUCGGACUUCCCACGCAUCACGUGACCUGAAGUGCCUUUUUUUGGUUUGACCUUUUUUUUUCUUAGGGUGUCCAACACUGGAGCGGGAUCAUGUGACCACGGUGCGAUCCCACAAUAAAUCACACAAACACAA